Molecule: messenger RNA, 1853 nt
Organism: Acinonyx jubatus (cheetah)
Lineage: Eukaryota; Metazoa; Chordata; Mammalia; Carnivora; Felidae
Gene: COQ9
Product: coenzyme Q9
Exons: 9
Coding region: 16-1203 (395 amino acids)
Biological process (GO): ubiquinone biosynthetic process
Cellular component (GO): mitochondrial inner membrane
Molecular function (GO): lipid binding
Source: RefSeq, a predicted model, not a curated record
GCUCCAGGGGCGAGGAUGGGCCGGAAGGGCACAGCUGGGGAGACCAGGUUCCUGGGCCGCAACUCAACAACGCUCACCUGCCUCUCGGGGCUCGCUCCCGGCUUCUUCGCGGCAGCCGGCUUCGCACCUCCCGCCUCUCGCGAUGUGAGGACUCUGCGGGAGUGCGGGCAGGACGGAAGUGGCCUUGGCGAGCUCCCGGGUGUCCGCCGCGUCACUGGCGGAGGCGUGCCCGCUUCCAAGAUGGCGGCGGCAGCGGCGGCGGCGUCAGGCGCGCUCGGCCGGGCGGGCUGGAGGCUCCUGCAGCUGCGGUGCCUGCCCGUGUCCCGUUGCCAGUCAGCCAUGGUGUCACGUGCCUUCCAUGCUUCAGCUGUGCAGCUCAAGUCUUCAGAUGAGCAGAAGCAACAACCUCCCCCGUCUUUUUCUCAGCAACAUCCUGAGACACACAGAGCAGAAGAACCCAAGCCAGAGUCCCCUCGUCCACCCCCCAGGUACACAGAUCAGGGCGGUGAGGAGGAGGAGGACCAUGAGAGCGAGGAGCAGCUGCAGCACCGCAUCCUGACCGCAGCCCUGGAGUUCGUGCCUGCCCACGGGUGGACAGCAGAGGCCAUCGCGGAAGGAGCCCAGUCUCUGGGUCUCUCCACUGCAGCAGCCAGCAUGUUUGGGAAUGACAGCAGUGAGCUGGUACUGCAUUUUGUGACCCAGUGCAAUGCUCGGCUCACUCAUGUGCUGGAAGAGGAGCAGAAGCUGGUACAGCUGGGCCAGGCUGAGAAGAGGAAGACAGACCAGUUCCUGAGGGAUGCAGUGGAAACCAGACUGAGAAUGCUGAUUCCGUACAUUGAGCACUGGCCCCGGGCCCUCAGCAUCCUCAUGCUCCCGCACAACAUCCCAUCCAGCCUAAGCCUGAUCACCAGUAUGGUGGAUGACAUGUGGCAUUACGCUGGGGACCAGUCCACUGAUUUUAACUGGUAUACCCGCCGAGCUGUGCUGGCUGGCAUCUACAACACGACAGAGCUGGUGAUGAUGCAGGACUCGUCCCCAGACUUCGAGGACACUUGGCACUUCCUGGAAAACCGGAUUAAUGACGCAAUGAACAUGGGCCACACUGCCAAGCAGGUAAAGUCCACUGGAGAGGCACUGGUUCAAGGACUCAUGGGUGCAGCAGUGACGCUCAAGAACCUGACCGGUCUAAACCAGCGCCGGUGAGCGGGAUGGGGUGUGAGCUAGAGUGCCCAGAAGAAAAUCUGCAGAUACAUUGAAAGGGCUUUGAAAGAUAUGAAGUGCCGCCCAUGGAACAGGGUGUUAAUGAGAAAACACUGAAGGACUCCUGAGUCACUAUGACAGCCACCUGGAAACCACAGAGCACUUGAUACAGCUGUAGCCUGCGAUCAGGCUACUUCUUCAGUUCUAAAUACCAGGCCAGGCCUCCUGAUGCCUUUCUGCAUUACCACUGUGUGACAAAAAAUGAGGCUCUCAUCCAAGCGUUCAAGCCACAGAAACCCGGCAUGUCCCUAUCUAUGGUCUCACAGAUACUUGAUCAUGUCUUAACCUUCCUAGAGUAAUCUCUGGGGCUCCCAAAUCAGAGUCAGGCUGUGAAACCUUUAUAAAGUGGCAGCCCAUCCCCAGCACAGCACAGACUUGUGCACACAGGUGUUCCUUGCACCCCUCCCCUUUCUGGUGUCCUGAGAUGCUGCACCUGGGAACCCCUCAGAAAGCUGCCUCACUUGAGACUGGUGCCUGCUGGACAGUGGUGCCCAGCCUGGCCGGAGGCGUGAACCCAGGCCGUUGUCGCAUUACACCAGCAUGUGUUGUAGGGUUAAGAGUCUGUACAAAUAGUAAUAAAUAUGUUUGAAGCA